Messenger RNA from Saprolegnia diclina VS20, 2487 nucleotides. RefSeq lists its product as hypothetical. The record is from RefSeq and is a predicted model, not a curated record. The transcript is spliced from 15 exons. The coding region runs from base 1 to 2487 and encodes 828 amino acids. Lineage: Eukaryota; Oomycota; Saprolegniomycetes; Saprolegniales; Saprolegniaceae.
AUGGAGUUCGAAGACUUCCCGUCCGAUGACGACGUGACAUUCAGUGACGACGAAGACUCGGCACAGGUGCUCGACCUCUUGACGCUCGUUGCGACCAAGCCGCUUGUCGUGACGGCGCCCAAAAGUGCAACACUGGUGGUUGACGCGCCCUGUGCACUGGUGGGUGACGCGCCCUGUGAUAUUGCCCCAGAAGCGUCUCCUGCGACGGUGCACGUGACACCUGCAGCGGUCUACGACGACGAGCCCGCCAUUUUGCCAUCGAUUACGGCGCCACUGCCACGCAUUGAGACUACGGCACCGAGCGACGAGAAAGAAUGGGGACCGCUGUUCGACUCAAUUUGUCAUGUCAAUGUGUGCGUGGACGAUGGCGACGUUGAAGCAACUGCCGACGUCGCGACACGAAAGCACGUCCUCGAUAUCUACCACUGCCUACAGCAGACGGCUGAGGGCGCGACAUCGGAGUCACUACUAGGAUUGCUGCAGCAAACGCGGGUGUUUCCGUACCUUGUGUCCCAAGCAGACUGGGACGGCGCGAGGCUCGAGAAGUCGGAACUGUCGCCGAGUCGGCUCUACGAAGUCUUGCAGCAUUGGUGCGCCGCGAACCAGCCUUUUUGUGCUCUCUACCGAGACCUCGCGCACCGAUGGCGCGUCGUAACGUCGCUCCUCUUGGGCGGGGCGGACGAUGAGGCAGCCGCCGCGCUGGCUGCGUGCAAGGCCAAGGCGCACGAGUCGUCUUGGCUGCAGGCAAUGGUGUACCAGCGACCCCGGCGUCAACUUUCACCAGAGACACCAGCGCGGCCCAGUGCGCGCGCGUCCAAGCGCCUCGAGGCAUUCGUGACGCGCAUGCAGGGGGACAUUGCGUCGCGUCGCCAGAAAACCCAACAAACGCUUGACGAGAAACAAGCCCAAGCCGAUGCGGCGGCCAAAGAGGCGCUGCCGCCGCCGCCAUCGCUGGCCAAAGGCACCAAGCGGAUUCUCAAACAGAACGGGUGGGACGCCACGUCACCACGAGCUUGCGUCAACCGACUCCUCGCUGACCACGCGCUGCAUCGGCGAGAGCACGACCAGCAGCGAGCGCGGCGCGAGACCAUCGACGCCGAGACAGGCCAGGCGUUCUUUCGACCGAAAAUCAACAAGUCCAACCUCAAGCGCCACGGCGACGUCUGUGUCGAGCUGUACGACCAAGCCAAGGCCACAGAUGAGAAGCGCGCGACGCUCCAGAGCCAGCUGCAGCACAAGGCACAGCAACUGGCAACUCCGCGCAUGAACCCAGCGUCACUCAAGGUCUACAAAAAGCGACUGCUUCGGGAAGUCGACGUGCUCUUGAGUCUCGUGCCGGGCGAACCCAGCGACGACGCGACCCUCUCGAGCGACCACCUUCUGCACGUGUUUGGCUACUUUGGCGUGUUGCCGCUGGCACUGGCGACACCAGAGAACACGCUGUGGCAGCACCUUCAGGCAUCAGUCACGACGGUGCGCGCGCUCAAAGAGUGGCUCUUCCGCAUCAUCCUCGCGCCUGGCGAGCUGCGGGGCGCGCAAAAGCAGCUGCGGCAGCACUACCUCGCUCGAGACCGCCACGCCAAGCGCACGAGUGACGACGAGUUGUCACCCAAACACGGCACACCAGGGACAGGCACGUAUUCGAUGCACGGCCAUCUCGUGUCCGCCACGAAACCCGACCCGACCAUCGCCCGCCAGCGCGAGCUCGAGGCCAAGUUGCAGUGGCUGCGCGACGAGAAGCGAGCGCGCGAGGAGGCCGAGUGCACGUUUGCUCCCGACUUGCGGCAGCCGCCGAUCGAGGUGCGCCCACCAGACGUCGCGGCCCAACGCCUGUACGAGCAAGGCCUCGAGCAAAGGCGCGAGCGCGACGAGCGCGUCCACGCGGCGCGACUGGCCAAGCAAGCGCAGGUCGAGCGCGAAUGCACGCGCCCCGAGAGCCCGAGUGCCGCCGCCCGACUGCAAGCCUUCCUUGCGCUGCCGCCUCCGAAGCAUAUCGAUGGCUUUGAGAAGGCCGUGCAGUCGCUGCGCCGCGGCCACGCCGAGCGAGCGUGGCGCAAGGCCAAAGGCGAGUCGCCCAUCGCCCUGCACUUGGACGUGACCAAGUUUCGCUCCGAAGAUGGCCGCACAACGGUGCCGCAGCCGUUCCACUUGACCUCGUCGACGCCAAAGGACGUCUCACCGACGACCGUUCGCCGGCACCAGCCCAGUCAGUGGCAGCGCGAGGCAACGGCGUCCACAGACGAUGGCAACGACGACGACUGUGUCCGUGUACAAGUCCACAUUUCGCCGACGCUUAUCCACACGCUGGACGUGUACGCCGACAGCGAUGUGCCCGCGCUCGUCAGCCAAGUGGUCGCCGAUUACAACCUCGAGCCGUACCAAGCCGACCGCCUCUUGACCCUUCUCUCGAGCUCUGACGAGAGCGUCUUGGACGACGCGCCGCUGCUGUCGAGGCUAGAGACGCUCGACUUUUCCAACAUUGCCUAA